GGCCAGGCCGCCUGAGAGGGGCUGAGGCGAUCGUGGUCAGUGUGGGGGAGCCCCCGUUUUCGGGGCGGCAGCUCCCGCCCGUCCCUCGGCAGAGAGAUGGAAAAUCUGAUGGCUAGUUCAACCCUACCCCCACUGUUUGCCGACGAUGAUGGCUCCAAAGAGAGCAGCGAUAUGGCCACGACUGGGCUCUCCCACCCAGAGGCUCCGUACAGUGGAGGAGCCUCACAGUCUUCAAACAAUCCAGACUUUGUGGAGGACCUAACGCAAGUCCCAUUACUCCAAAAUGAGUCUUCAAAUACAGCAGAGAGUAGUGAACAGAGGCACGAGGAGGAGCAAAGAAAUAAACGGGGAGGUUGGUCCAAAGGAAGAAAGCGGAAGAAGCCACUCCGAGACAGCAAUGCUCCCAAAUCUCCCCUCACGGGAUAUGUGCGGUUCAUGAAUGAGCGACGGGAGCAGCUUCGAGCCAAGAGGCCCGAAGUCCCGUUUCCAGAAAUCACCCGGAUGCUGGGCAAUGAAUGGAGCAAACUCCCCCCUGAGGAGAAGCAGCGCUACCUCGACGAGGCCGACCGCGAUAAGGAGCGUUACAUGAAAGAGCUGGAGCAGUAUCAGAAGACCGAAGCCUACAAAGUCUUCAGCAGGAAAGCCCAGGACAGACAGAAAGGCAAACCCCACCGGCAAGAAGGAACCCGACAGGCUGCUCACGAGCAUGAGAAGGAAGUGGAGGUGAAGGAGAGAUCUGUUUUUGAUAUCCCGAUCUUCACAGAGGAGUUCCUGAACCACAGUAAAGCUCGGGAGGCGGAACUGCGGCAGCUGCGCAAGUCCAACAUGGAGUUUGAGGAGAGGAACGCCGCCCUGCAGAAGCACGUGGAGAGCAUGCGCACGGCGGUGGAGAAGCUGGAGGUGGAUGUGAUACAGGAGCGGAGCCGGAACACCGUGCUGCAGCAGCACCUGGAAACCUUGCGGCAGGCCCUCGCCAGCAGUUUCGCCGGUGUGCCCUUACCGGGCAGUGGAGAGACCCCCACAGUGGACACCAUUGAUUCAUACAUGAACAGAUUGCACAAUAUCAUUCUAGCUAAUCCCCAGGACAACGAGAACCUCAUAGCUACAGUCCGAGAGGUGGUGAACCGGCUUGAUCGCUAGUGACUGGCCCUGCAGCUCCAAGGUGCUCUACAAAGAACUCUGCCAGUGAGGAAGGAGAAGCCAUGAUGGAAAUAGACUGGGUGGGGCGGGAGGGGCAUCCGGCCCCACUGAGGGAUGCAUGUGGGUCGUUUACAGGGAGUGAACCGUUCACGCAUUAAACUCCACACCCCUGGAAGCCGUGGGAGCGACAUCGGGGGUGUCCGAACGUACGGCAAGCUCCCCUCUCAGUGAAGCCCGUAAGGUUCGAGUCUUAAGUUCCGUGUCAUUUCAGUUUUGGGUGAAGAGGAGCUGCACUUGAUCCGAGACUUGGAAGACACUGCAGAGAGUAAGCGGACUUCCCGCUCUGGUACUUUAGUUCAGGGAGACUGCAAUGGGUUCCUUCCCUCUUCCUCCCCGUGUUUUUUAGACUGCGGAAUGUUGUCUCCUCCACCCCGCAAAAGCCUACAUCUCUCCGUUUUCCGACCUCUGGGAUAUGCUGCUCAGCCCCAACUUUAAGGGGAGCUCUUCUCCGGUCUUGACAAAGUCUUUCUCAUCUCAGCCCCCCAACAAGUACUAACUGGGACUUGAAAAGCAGGUGCUUUCCACCAGCAGUUCCCUGUUCUUGGACCUACGCUGUGUCUCCUGGGGCUUUGUCAGAGCUGCACUUGAAGGAGAACAUGACCUUCUCCCCAACCCCUCGCAGCCAUUUUUUGAGGCAUCCUGCACGCACAUCAUGUCCCAUCCUCAGCCACGCUCCUCGGUCCCCAUCUGUUGAUUGCAUUUCACGAAACAUUUUUGCUGAGGAAAAAGUCCAUUGGUCAGGAAGGGGAACGGGAAAGGCUGACCCUUCUUGGUGUAGUUGAAAAGCGCAAAAGCUUGUUUUCAAGGGGAACUGAGGAAAUCAUUUUUCUGGGGUUUUGUUUUUUUUUUCUUGUUUCUUUCAAACUGCCCCAAUUCAUGGGAUAGAAUGGAAGACACCCUCUGGUUAUGAGAACUUACUCUGUUUCAAAACAGAUCCUCUUUAGCUGACAGGAAGUAGAAGGAAAGAAGCUGUUCUACCUCCUCUUCAAUCUGCAGUUUUUUACAAUUUGAACUUAAUGGGACAGUUUGCAUCUGAGCAGUGUUGGUUAGUUUAGCGAGGGGCGCUCCGGCUAGCAGGUAGGGCUGGUUAAGUGCUCACUUUGAGCUCUUCUUCUCCAUUUUUUAAUAAUAAUAUUGAAAUGAACACCAGGGCACAUUGAGGGGGAAUACCUCAAACAUCUUUUUGGGCUAAUCCUACAAAAACCUGGUACUGCAGAAAGUUCCUGCAUUUACAUAAACUCGUAAAAACCAGUUUGCGUGAGGGAGGGAGAUAAGACGUGGCCGGCCCGGGGUUUUACCACUGCCGAUCACACCCAGGGCCUCUCCAGCAGCGUCCUGGCCUCUCCACUGCCGCUCUCGGGACUCAGCUUGCCGUGUUCUCCAUCGCUGGUGGUGCCUGGACCUCUCUACCAGCGUUCUCAUGGUACCAGUUGCCUCACCACCAUGGCUCUGCCCCCGGCAUGCCCUCAAGGACAACAGCCCCCUGCCCAUCAUGCCCUGGACUUCCCCACCAGUUGGCUAUGUGACUUUUCCAGGUCCCUGCCGCCCUCCCGCCCAACCCCAGUCGUCUCUGCUGUCAGGGUCCUUCUCUGGCGGACCACCACGGCUGCCUCCCCAGGAUGCCACACCAGCCCUGCUCUGCGUUACCAAGGAACCCACAUGCCGACCCGCCUUCCACCACCCUGGCAGGGCAGAGCUAAACAGCCGCAGCCUGGCACCACCUCCACAAAACCACUGGAAAACUAGUGGCAGCUGCAGUCACGAUCACUGUGGCCCCAGUCGAGACUGUAGACUCUGAACCACGAGGACCUUGAAAUUCUGCUAUUCUAUCCCGGUACCCAGCCAGUCUUUGCUUUUGUCUUUUAUGUCAUCCUAGUGUUUUGUUUCAUCUCUCCUGAUGUCUCUGUCACCAGUCCCUUCAGGCCCCUUUUAUUUUUAGAUUGUGAGCCUCCCUUUGAGAGACAGAGACCAUGUCUUAUUCCCAUCUGCGCAUUCUUUCCCAGAGCUUAGCGUAGUGCUCCGCACAUAGUGAAUCCUUAACGAACACUUACUCCUAUGACUAGUUGUGGUAUUUAAGUGCUUACUAUGUGCCAACCUGUCUGCUGAGCGCUGGGAUAAAUACAAGGUAAUGAGG
This is a messenger RNA of Tachyglossus aculeatus (Australian echidna), 3334 nucleotides long. RefSeq names its product high mobility group 20A (gene HMG20A). Gene Ontology annotation, biological process: regulation of gene expression. NCBI's taxonomy places the organism in Eukaryota, Metazoa, Chordata, Mammalia, Monotremata, Tachyglossidae. Gene Ontology annotation, cellular component: nucleus. The transcript is spliced from 10 exons. The record is from RefSeq and is a predicted model, not a curated record. Bases 97 to 1140 code for a protein of 347 amino acids.